Molecule: messenger RNA, 9227 nt
Organism: Diachasmimorpha longicaudata
Lineage: Eukaryota; Metazoa; Arthropoda; Insecta; Hymenoptera; Braconidae
Gene: trio
Product: triple functional domain protein
Exons: 18
Coding region: 229-9090 (2953 amino acids)
Biological process (GO): axon guidance; protein phosphorylation
Cellular component (GO): plasma membrane; cytoplasm; extrinsic component of membrane
Molecular function (GO): ATP binding; protein binding; guanyl-nucleotide exchange factor activity
Source: RefSeq, a predicted model, not a curated record
UUAACAGUACCAUUGAGCCCGCAUAGGAGAAAAGAUGGCAGAAGAAAAUACUCUCGCGUUACACGACUGGCUUUAGCCCUCGUCGAAUGAGCCAAACAAUAUGUACGGUGUUCAUUGCAACAGUGUUAUACAAGUACUCUCAGCCUCAUUAACCGUGAAACAUGAGAUUAUUGGUGUCUCAAUCGUGGCAGUAACGCAGAUAGUUUGAUUAUUAAGUACUAGUUUAAAAUGGAUGGAACUGGAGCUAAGGAGCUCCAGCCACUGCUGGAGGAGCGUCUUGCCAUACUACCUGGUGGCCGUGAUCGUCGUGGUGGACCUGUUCUAAUAUUUCCAACGACAGCUAGACGAGAGAGAGCCAAAUCCGAGGACUACUGUAAACUACUGCAAUAUCUACUGGCAGUACCGAAUGACGAGACAAGAAGUCUACGUUUCACUGUGAUUAUUGAUAUGCGUGGUGCCACGUGUGACUCAGUUCAUCAGAUAUUGAAGGUUCUUCAGGAGCACUUUCAUCGCUCGAUCUACGUUGCGUUCAUCAUAAAACCGGAGAAUUUCUGGCAGAAGCAGAGAAUAUCCCUGUCUAUACCGAAAAAAUGUAACUUCGAGAUAAAUACAAUAAGCCUGGAGGCCCUGUCAAAGGUAAUCGAUCCAUCCCAGCUAACAGUGGAUCUCGACGGAUCGUUGCAGUACGAUCACGGUAAAUGGAUUAAAACGAGAUGUGCAGUUGAGCAUUUCACAUGGCAAGCGACUGAGCUUUUGGAUCGUCUCGAGGAACUGCAGGAAGACCUUGGUAGAAAUGAUUUUGCUGAUGACGUGGCGGGUGCCCGGCAUGGCCUUGAACUUCACAACAAGAUUAGAAAGAAGAUAAUGGAAGUGCCAGUGGAGGGAAUGAGGUCCGAGGGCCAGAGACUCCUUCAGCGUUACAGCAAUACAUUGGGUUUGGGCUCUGCUGAGGGGGGCAGCAUUGAGUCUGGUGCCUCUGGGGGGAGUGAUCCUGAUGGCAGGUGUCUUGCACAGUUGGUGAUAAGUCGAAUUGAUCUGCUGGAUGCAAUGCAGCAAAAGCUCCUACAGCACUGGCACAUAAAGAGGGAAAAAUUGGAUCAGUGCUUUCAACUCAGACUCUUCGAGCAGGACUGCGAGAAGAUGUUUGACUGGAUUUAUCACAGUCGUCAGGGCUUUCUGGGUAAUUACGUGGAGAUUGGCAGGUCCUAUCAACUCGCUGAGGAACUGCAGGAGCAGCACAAACAUUUUGACACAACUUCCAGGAGUGUUUAUGCUAAGAAUAUUCAGACUAUUGGGGCAAUGGCUGAACAGCUUAGGGAGCAUUAUGCUGCUGGACACAUCAGGGUUGUUGCUAGCCGGCUUGAACGCGCUUGGUUGGAGUUUGAUGCUGCUUUGAGGGAGAGAACUAGCGUUCUCAAGCUCAGUGUUCAGUUUCAUCACAAGGCCGAACAGUAUGUUGACAGUGUUCAUGGGUGGAGCCAGGCCUGUGAGUCAACAAAUCUGCCCAAUGAUAUUCAAAUGCUCGAGCAACAUAUCAGGCAACAUCACACGCUGUACGAGGCUAUGUGUCAAAUGUACACUGAGGUUUACAACGCGUAUCAAGCAUUAUUGAGUGGAUUGGGAAAGAUGCUGCAGGUCUGUCACAGCACAAGUGUCACCAGUGGCAGUGAAGAGACACUCGAUUAUGUACACAGUACCAGUAAGAAGCUUCUUUAUCAACUGGAUCAUCUUGUCCAAGUUUGUAAUCAACCACAGGGGAUUGACCACUCCAACCGAAAACACAAUCAGCAGGAUGGGCACACAAUGGAUAAUCGGGGUGGUAUGAGUGGAAAUCCAGCAGCGGAUUACAGCGAGGGUGCGUCACACGUGCUUGCUGUCAUACAUCAGAUUUUAGGGCAUCACAGGGCUCUCGAGGCCCGCUGGCUCAACCGAAAAGUUAAAUUGCACCAGCGGUUGGCUUUGAGAUUGUUCCAAGAGGACGUGAAGCAAGUGCUGGAUUGGCUGACAAAUCACGGCGAAGUUUUUAUUCGAAAAAAUACGGGAGUGGGGAGAAAUCUGCAGAAGGCAAGGGUCUACCAGAAGAGUCAUGAGCAUUUCGAGAAUGUUGCUCAGAACACCUACACAAAUGCCGAAAAGCUCUUAACAGCAGCUCAAGAACUGGCUCAAACUGGCGAAUGUGCCCCGGACGAGAUAUACGCAGUGGCUCGUGAGCUCCAAGCCCAUGUGGAGAGCUUCAAAGCUCGUGUCGAGCAACGUCGCUGUAAACUGGACCUCGCAGUUGCGUUCUACGAUCACGAGAAGAAUCUCAGCUCCUGGGUAGACGAGUUACGCCAAGAGCUCCAGCAGGACGAAGUUGCCGAGAAUCUGGAAACAGCUGAGGGUCUUCUGGACAAAUGUGCACAGCACCGAGGCAGAUGUCUGAAGGGUUGCUCCGAGACCAUUAAAGAGGGAGAAGUCCUGUUGGAGGAGCUGAGAGAGGACUGCCCCGAGGGCGAUACUACGGGCUCUGUCAGUGCAGUGGAGGCAGCACUCGACAGACUGGCAGUGGUUCGUCACGAGCUUGAGGAGCUCUGGGCAACUCGUAAAUUGCGACUGGAAUUGUGCCUUCGUCUGAGAAUAUUUGAGAGGGAUGCACUGGAGACGAGUGGCCAGCUUGAAAUGUGGGCGCAGGAGCUGCGGGCACCACCCAGGGAAGGCUCCCCCGAGCAAUUGCUGCGUGUUCACAACGAUGGUGUUGCUCAUAUGCAGAAUAUUGCCUAUCAGGUACUCCAGCAGGGCCAGGAAUUAGCUCAAGUUCUGGAGCAAGCUGGUGUCUGCAUAAUGGCCGAUGGUCAGCACACAGCGAGUGCUCGUGUUCAAGUACUCCUCGAGUUUCUAAACGAGCGAGAAAUGGACGCUGAGGAUCUCGCUGAAAUUCGACGAAUUCGAUUGGAACAGGCAGCUCAACUCGUUCAACUCCAAAACGACGCUCAACACGUUGCUAAUUGGAUAAGAAAUGGUGAAGCCAUGCUACUGGCGUCCCUCCGAGUCCCUGAAAAUUUGCCUGAUGCCGAGCAAUUGCGUUUGGAGCACGAACAAUUUCAGGUCGCCAUCGAGAAGACCCACACAUCAGCUGUACAGGUGAAGCACAGAGCUGAUGCACUGGUCAGUGCCAAUCAUUACGAUCCAAAGAGCAUAAGGGAUGUUGCCGAGGAUGUGACAAAACGAUGGCAGCAGUUGGUGACGUGCGCCGAAGAGAGACACAAACUUGUAACAGCUAGUAUUAAUUUUUAUAAAACAGCUGAACAGGUGAGAUCUGUCCUUGACAGUCUGGAGCGUGAAUACAGGAGAGACGAGGAUUGGUGUUCAGGUGGUGAUAAGGGUGUACAAGUACCAACACUCGUUGGCAAACACCAGGAGCAGAAGGAGGCAUUUUUGAAGGCCUGCACACUUGUUCGUCGUACGGCUGAGACAUUCCUCAAGUACACUAAUCGUAGUUUACAAUUUUACAGCUAUCAGCCUGGUACAGCUGGCUCAGAGAAUAAAGUUAAAAGUAUUCUCGAAGAAUUAUUGAGCAAGGAGAACAAAGUACUUGAGUACUGGACACAGAGAAAAAAAAGAUUGGAUCAGUGUCAUCAGUAUGUUUUGUAUGAGCGCAGUGCUAAGCAGGCACUUGAAUGGAUUCAUGAAACUGGUGAAUCUUAUUUAGCAACUCACACUAAUGUGGGAAAAAAUAGAAUUGAAAAUGAACAGUUGUUGAAAGAGCACAAUGAAUUCAAGGGAGCUGCCAAGGAGAUGCGCGAGAGGGUCAAAUUACUGAUACAACUUGCUGAUAAUCUCAUGGAAAAGGGGCAUGCUCAUGCUACUGAGAUUAAACAGUCUGUGGGAGAAGUUGAUCAGAGGUACAAAGCAUUCAGCAUGCGAAUGGAUUGUUACAAGAGCCAGAUUGAGGAUGAUUUGGGUAUACAGUCGGAUGAGGGACAGAAGGAAAUGUCCAUUGACCGAAAUUCUGAUCCACUGCUUGAGGACAAGAUCAAGGGAAAGGACUUGAAGGAACUGAACGAGGAGAAGAGACGAUCAGCAAGACGUAAGGAGUUUAUAAUGGCGGAAUUACUCCAGACUGAGAGAACUUAUGUUAAGGAUCUUGAGACUUGUAUACGGUAUUUUCUCGAGGAAACGAGAAAUGGCAAGGGUAAAGUGCCAUUGGGAUUGCAAAAUAAGGAAACAAUAAUAUUCAGCAAUAUGGAGGAGAUAUAUCAGUUUCACAGUGACACAUUUUUACGUGAAUUAGAGAAAUAUGAGACAAUGCCCGAGGAUGUUGGCCACUGUUUCGUAACGUGGGCAGCUAAAUUCGAUAUGUACGUUACUUAUUGUAAAAAUAAACCAGAGAGCCAGCAGUUAUUGAUUGAUCAUGGUAGUCCAUGGUUCGAGGAUUUGCAGAAAAAACACAGGGUCGAGCAUCCUAUAGCUGCUUAUCUCAUAAAGCCAGUACAGAGAAUAACAAAGUAUCAGUUAUUGCUCAAAGAUCUGCAGACACAUUGCCAGGAGGGACAGGGAGAAAUCAAGGAUGGCCUUGAGGUUAUGCUGAAUGUGCCUAAAAAAGCUAAUGAUGCCUUACACCUUAGUCUACUCGAGGGCUGCGAUGUGCGUCUUGAUACACUCGGUGAUGUUGUACUUCAGGAUUCAUUCACCGUCUGGGAUCCCAAGUUACUCAUACGCAAGGGCAAGGAUCGCCAUGUUUUUCUCUUCGAGCUUUAUCUUCUCUUCAGUAAGGAAGUCAAGGAUUCAGCUGGCAAGGCAGCUAAGUAUCUCUACAAGAGCCGUUUGAUGACCUCUGAAGUUGGUGUUACUGAGCACAUUGAGGGAGACGAGUGUAAAUUUGCCGUUUGGACUGGACGUGCACCCACCAGUGACACCAGAAUUGUUCUCAGGGCAAACUCACUCGAGGCUAAACAACUGUGGGUUAAGAGGCUGAGGGAAGUCAUACAAGAGACGUACUUCAGUCUCAGUAUGCCAAAGAGCCCGGCGAAGAAAAGCUCGAGUCAGAGAUCUAGCAGGGAUCUCGAGGAGUGUGCUUCAUUGGAUGACAGUGUUGAGAAUCUCGAUAGAAAUUCGCUGGCCUCUUUUGGUUCUACCAACACAACAGACUCAGACAAGACUGGAGUAGUGGAGAUGACCUGGGUAGUGGCUGAUCACUCAGCAACCCCUGGGACACGUGAGCUAACAGUGACGAAAGGACAACAAGUGGAGGUCCUGGAGAAUGGCAGUUCCAGUAGUGCAAACAGCACAACCCCAGGCGAUUGGACUCUCGUUCGUCUGGCCCAAGGGCCCGGCCAGUCAGAUCCCCCAGCUGAGGGCCUAGUGCCAACCAGUGCCCUGAAACAGCCGCCUACAACAUCGUGCAAAACAUCGCCGUCCAGGAAGCCACCAUCGCAAACAACCAUUCCAAUUGCUCAACAGUCACUCACAAAUGAGGAUGCGGAUACCGGGGGCGAAGCUAAUGGAUCAACCAGUACUAAUUCACCCGGAAACAAGAGGCGUGGCUUCAGUGGACGAAAAUGGUUACCAACACCGCUGCGCAAGCUCAGUCAGGGUAAAGUAGAGAAGCCCUCGUCAUCCGAUCGUCCACCCCUGAAGAAGACAGGCUCUGACAAGCGAUUUAAGCUACCGACAGGCGAUAAAUCAGGUAGAACCGUAUCCGAGGGUGAGGAGGGUGAGGAGGAGGAGGUAGAGUGCGAGGACAGUGAGGCAACAGAGAAAUAUCUAGAGCAGAAUGGUGGUGAAGACGGUGAUGAUGAUUUUGAGUUACCACCACCGAUGAAACCAAUACCCGAGCCAAUUCUUGUGGCAACGGGUAACGGUCCAUCAGGCUCAACGAUACAGGACGAAUUGCCCGGCAAAAUAACGUCUGAGAGAUCCAUUAAGAGUCUCGAUGGUGCAACAGCAGCGGAUUUGGCAGAGAUUGAGCAAAUUGUGAAGGAGAGUAUGGAGCAACAUACGGGCAAUCUUGAGAGACACAACUUGAUGGGUAGAGCUGUACGUCCUGGCUCAACUGAGGACGGAGGAUUCUCGGGGGCUCCUGGACUCGUCGAUGAGGGCUCAACUGAUCCUGAGGCCGCUGCACUCGCGAAGAGACACUUUGUUAUCACGGAAUUGGUUGACACUGAAAGGGAUUAUGUGAAUGAUUUGAAGACCAUUGUUGAUGGGUACAUGGCACUCAUGCGGGAUUCCGAUAGUGAUAUUCCACUUCCUGAGGAUCUUCGUGGAGGUAAAGACAAAAUGGUGUUCGGUAACAUUGAAGCGAUCUACGAGUGGCAUAGAGAUUUUUUUCUGAAAGCCCUGGAACGAUGUCUCGAUAGUCCCGAGGAGCUUGGACCCCUGUUCAAGAGAUACGAGAGAAAGCUACAUAUGUAUGUGGUUUAUUGCCAGAACAAACCGGUGUCCGAGUACAUUGUGUCCGAGUACAACGACACGUAUUUCGAGGAAUUGAGACAAAAACUUGGCCACAGACUGCAGCUCUCUGAUCUGCUGAUAAAACCAGUCCAGAGGAUAACGAAAUAUCAGUUGCUGUUGGUGCAAGCACUGGAAUUGACUGAGAAAACACAGAGAUUGUCGGAGAUUGAGGGCUUCAGGGCGGCUGUUUACGUCAUGAGGAUCAUUCCCAAAGCAGCUAACGACAUGAUGGAUGUGGGAAGACUGCAGGGCUUUGACGGGAAAAUAACAGCGCAGGGAAAACUUUUACUUCAUGGCCCACUUAUAGUUUCGGAACUAUCAGGACCACCCGCUCGAGGACGUGAGUGGCAAGUUUUUCUCUUCGAGCAGAAUAUUAUCUUUAGCGAGGCUGUUGGAAAGAAAACCCAGUUUACGAGUCCUGCCUAUUUAUAUAAAGCUCAUAUUCAGGUGAAUAAAAUGAGUCUCGAAGACUCCCCAGAUGAUCCCGAAAAAUUUGUAAUUCGCUCAACGGACCCCCGUAAACCAGGUCUUGGAUUUAUCUGCCUAGUACCACCGCUAGUCGAUGAAAAUACACCACGUAGACAGCAGUGGUUUGAUACAAUAACAGCAAUACUCCAGACUCAACGGGACUUUCUCAAGGCAAUACAGUCGCCAAUCGCCUAUCAAAAGGAACUUACCAAAGAUCCACUCCGUUCACCAACACCAGAGUCAUCAAAACGUGGAUCAGCACCAGUGACACCCACUCUGACAGUGCCACGAACCAAGGACAAGAGCCACAAGAAAGGACACCUUGUGCAGCGUUCCCAAACAGGAACUGGUCUAGAUUCUGAUUCAUCGCGUACCCCAUCACCAACAAAAUCGAAACUCAAUUUCCUCGAGGGCUUCAGAAAUACUCUGCGUGCAAGAUCUCCAGUUCGUACCAGUUCCAUUCCGGUUGCACCUGGGGCUCGCGUCCGUCUGGCAGCUGAUUGGGGGAAGCUUCACGCUGGAGACGAGCUUGUAGUGUCUCAUUUGGACGGUCCAGGGCUGGUUGUGUCACCUCUGGACGCCAAAGAGGAGCUCUGGAUCCCCGCGAGUCUCAUCCCCAACUCAUCGAUCAGUCGGGCAUGGUCGUUUCGACCGAGGAAGCCAGAUGCUGAUAAGCAGAUAACCAGUCCUGCGAGGGCCAACGACAGAAAGGCGGAACCACCCAGGAUUCUUGUGCAGAGUGUCUCGUCACCGGUUCGCGUCUCUGUAGGGGAUAUCGCAAGACUGUCCUUUGAAGUCGCCAAUGCUGAGAGUGCCACCGUUGUAUGGAGACGGGAGGGAAGGGACGAGGCAAUCAACACUGGUGCGGAUGAGAGGCAUCAGGCGCGACAGGGCGCUGGACUGAUUUAUUUGGAGAUCUCCAGGUGUCGGGUCGAGGAUGCUGGGGUUUACGAGUGCACGAUUAGCUCGGAGAGCGGAUCUGCCUCAGCCAAAAUCACUCUUUGUGUUACAGGAGGCUCAGCAAGUGCAACCUGGGCUCGUGUAAUAGGCACCACAAAGAUCCAGAUAGACUGGGAGAAACGUGACAUAGAAGUAGGAACAAUCGAGUACCGAACGCUUCCCUCCACCACCUGGAUUCCAAUUUUGGACGACGUAAAGAGCCCCCCAGUUCUCCUAGACCUGCUGGCAGGUGCAUCCUAUUCGUUUCGCGUCCUAGACAAAACGGGAAGAAAUUCCACGGGUACAUGUCCCUCGCCAGUCGUCACUCUUCCUCUCGACGAGAAUAUGAGCUGGGAGGCGGAGCAAUUUAUAGGUCGAUACUUGGAGCUUGAUGAACUGGGAAAAGGUCGUUACGCCCUUGUGAGACGAGCCAGGGAUCGUGGUACGGGUCAAGAGGUAGCUCUGAAGCAAACGCUCAGGCACAAACAGUCAAGGGCCCUGACACGUGCUGAAUACGAUCUCUUGGCGUCAACUCAUCAUGCCAACAUAAUUCGUGCAUUUGCAUUAUUUGAGAAUGCUCCUCAACCUGGUGUCGAUACAAUUGUCCUUGAGUUGGUGAGGGGUCCAACAUUAUUCACUUACUUGAGCAAAAAGACUGAUUACACGGAGGCAAUGGCUUGUAAAUUCGCUCAACAACUGUUGUCAGCACUUGAUUGGCUUCAUCAACGAUCAAAAUGUCAUUUGGAUGUUAAACCUGAAAAUGUUAUGGUUGAUCAGGACACUGGCGUUGUCAAACUCAUUGAUCUCGGUGAAGCUGUUAGGGCACCCGUCGACGAAGUUGUUCCACCAGUUGAUCUUGAAUUUGCUGCACCGGAAUUAGUACUCGGCAGACCAACUGGAUGGUACACGGAUGUCUGGGCUGCUGGGGUAUUUAUUUAUGUUCUGCUCAGUGGGCUGUCACCGUUUUUAGAUGAUUCCGUUGAAGAGACAACAGCGAAUAUACUUAAAUGUGAUUACUGCUUUCCCGAUGAGUACUUUGAGUUCAUCUCCAAUGACGCUAAAGAUCUUCUUGGAAGACUUUUGAUCCUCAGGGGUGACGAGAGAGGCAGCGCUGAGGUCUGCCUCAACUCUCCCUGGUUCAAGAUCGCCAAGGGAGCCACUAUAUCCUCGGCGAGAAUGGCAGCGUUCAUCGAGCGGAGGGCACACUGCUCCAAACCACACCCUGAUCAUAAUGAGGGUUUAUAUAGUUGAAAAAAAUUUAGGAUAGUUGCAUGUAAAUAAGACACUGUAUAUUUUCCUUAGUAUCUUUGAUUCAUUGUCAUGAUUUUCUUACUUGAACUAUUGAAUUGUACUUAUUGUUAAAUAUACUUUUAGAGAGAUACUUUUUA